Cebus imitator (Panamanian white-faced capuchin) is the source of this 2790-nucleotide messenger RNA. RefSeq names its product interleukin 1 receptor associated kinase 1 (gene IRAK1). The transcript is spliced from 14 exons. Gene Ontology annotation, molecular function: ATP binding; protein kinase activity; protein binding. Lineage: Eukaryota; Metazoa; Chordata; Mammalia; Primates; Cebidae. Gene Ontology annotation, biological process: interleukin-1-mediated signaling pathway; intracellular signal transduction; protein phosphorylation. Gene Ontology annotation, cellular component: nucleus; cytoplasm; plasma membrane. The record is from RefSeq and is a predicted model, not a curated record. Bases 89 to 2227 code for a protein of 712 amino acids.
AGUGUCCGCCGACCCGGCCGGCCCAGGCCCGCGCCCGCCGCGGCCCUGAGAGGCCCCGACAGGCCCCGGCCCGGCGGCGGCAGCGGCCAUGGCCGGGGGGCCGGGCCCGGGAGAGCCAGCAGCCCCCGGCGCCCAGCACUUCUUGUACGAGGUGCCGCCCUGGGUCAUGUGCCGCUUCUACAAAGUGAUGGACGCCCUGGAGCCCGCCGACUGGUGCCAGUUCGCCGCCCUGAUCGUGCGCGACCAGACCGAGCUGCGGCUGUGCGAGCGCUCCGGGCAGCGCACGGCCAGCGUCCUGUGGCCCUGGAUCAACCGCAACGCCCGUGUGGCCGACCUCGUGCACAUCCUCACGCACCUGCAACUGCUCCGCGCGCGGGACAUCAUCACAGCCUGGCACCCUCCCGCCCCGCUACCGUCCCCAAGCACCUCUGCCCCGAGGCCCAGCAGCAUCCCUGCACCCGCGGAGGCGGAGGCCUGGAGCCCCCGGAAGUUGCCAUCCUCAGCCUCCACCCUCCUCUCCCCAGCUUUUCCAGGUUCCCAAACCCAUUCAGGGCCUGAGCUCGGCCUGGUCCACAGCCCGGCUUCCCUGCGGCCUCCACCGCCAUCUCCAGCCUCUUCCUCUACCAAGCUAGGCCCAGAGAGCUCAGUGGCCCUCCUGCGGGGAGCCCACCCCUCUCCAUUCUGCUGGCCCCUCUGUGAGAUUUCCCAGGGCACCCACGACUUCUCAGAGGAGCUGAAGAUCGGGGAGGGUGGCUUUGGGUGCGUGUACCGGGCGGUGAUGAGGAACACAGUGUAUGCUGUGAAGAGGCUGAAGGAGGAUGCGGACCUGGAGUGGAGUGCGGUGAGGCAGAGCUUCCUGACUGAGGUGGAGCAGCUGUCCAGGUUUCGUCACCCGAACAUUGUGGACUUUGCCGGCUACUGUGCUGAGAAUGGCUUCUACUGCCUUGUGUACGGCUUCCUGCCCAACGGCUCCCUGGAGGACCGUCUCCACUGCCAGACCCAGGCCUGCCCGCCUCUCUCCUGGCCUCAGCGACUGGACAUCCUUCUGGGUACAGCGCGGGCAAUUCAGUUUCUACAUCAGGACAGCCCCAGCCUCAUCCAUGGAGACAUCAAGAGUUCCAACGUCCUUCUGGAUGAGAGGCUGACACCCAAGCUGGGAGACUUUGGUCUGGCCCGGUUCAGCCGCUUUGCGGGGGCCAGCCCCAGCCAGAGCAGCACGGUGGCCCGGACGCGGACGGUGCGGGGCACCCUGGCCUACCUACCUGAGGAGUACAUCAAGACGGGAAGGCUGUCUGUGGACACGGACACCUUCAGCUUCGGGGUGGUAGUGCUAGAGACCCUGGCUGGCCAGAGAGCUGUGAAGACACAGGGGGCCAGGACCAAGUAUCUGAAGGAUCUUGUGGAAGAGGAGGCCGAGGAAGCUGGAGUGGCCCUGAGAAGCAGCCAGACCGCACUGCAAGCAGCCCAGGCUGCGGACGCUUGGGCCACGCCCAUCGCUAUCCAGAUUUACAAGAAGCACCUGGACCCCAGGCCGGGGCCCUGCCCACCUGAGCUGGGCCUGGACCUGGGCCAGCUGGCGUGCUACUGCCUGCACCGCCGGGCCAAGAGGAGGCCUCCUAUGACCCAGGUGUAUGAGAGGCUGGAGAAGCUGCAGGCAGCAGUGGCAGGGCUGCCCGGGCAACCAGAGGCUGCCAGCUGCGUCCUCCCUUCCCCGCAGGAGAACUCCUACGUGUCCAGCACUGGCAGUGCCCACAGUGGGGCUGCCCCAUUGCAGCCCCUGGCAGCACCAUCAGGAGCCAGCGCCCGGGCAGCAGAGCAGCUCCAGAGAGGCCCCAACCAGCCCGUGGAGAGCGACGAGAGCCUAUGUGGCCUCUCUGCCACCCUGCGUUCCUGGCACUUGACUCCGAGCUGCCCUUUGGGCCCGGCACCCCUCGGGGAGGCCGGCUGUCCUCAGGGGGACACGGCAGGAGAAUUGAGCUGGGGAAGUGGCCCAGUGUUCCAAACUGCAGCCACGGAAGGACUGGCCCUGGGCUGCUCUGCGUCGUCGUCAUCAGAGCCACCGCAGAUUAUCAUCAACCCUGCCCGACAGAAGAUGGUCCAGAAGCUGGCCCUGUACGAGGACGGGGCCCUAGACAGCCUGCAGCUGCUGUCAUCCAGCUCCUUCCCAGGCUUGGGCCUGGACCAGGACAGGCAGGGGCCCGAAGAAAGUGAUGAAUUUCAGAGCUGAAUUAUUCACCUGGGCAGAUUCCCCACAUCCGGAAGUCAAAGUUCUCAUGGUCAGAAGUUCUCAUGGUGCGCAAGUCCUCAGCACUCUGCAGGCAGUGGGGGCGGGGGCCCUGCUGUUCUAGGGUCAGUGGGCACAGGCAGGCAGAGUGGAACCCUGCUUCUACACCACCAUCUGGGGGCAAGGAAGGCUGGCAUCACCCAGUGGAGGGUGGUGCAGACCCACAAGGGGAGGAGAGGGGCUGCUGCACAGGGGCAUGGAGCAGGGAGCUGGCUCCCGAGAGCCAGGCAGGGCAUCUGCAGCCCAGCCCUCCGGCAGCAGCGCUUUGCCCAUCUCUUUGGACUUCGCUGAAAGCCUGCGGCAGUGGCCACCCUGCACAGCAGAGCUGAUGAGGCCUAGGGCCCUCCUACUGCUUACAGUUUGGAAAAGUGCAGCCGGGUGCGGUGGCUCACGCCUGUAAUCCUAGCACUUUGGGAGGCCAAGGCAGGAGGAUUGCUUGAGCCCAAUAGGUCAAGACCAGCCAGGCUAACAUGAUGAGACCCUGUCGCAACAAAAAAAAUUUUUAA